ACUGGAUUCCUGGGUAUUUUGAGCGCUCGACUCAAGUGCUUUCGUCACCGUCACCAUUACGGCUUAUAGGACAACUUUCCUAGUUCCUGGCUUGUAUAUGUUGUCAGGUUUCGACUGACGGCAGUUGACGAAGAAGGUGUGCAAGUGUAUGCGUAAAUAUUCUGCUCUACUUAUUGUGGUUUUUCAUUGGGAAGUUAUUGUAACCCUUCAAAUAAACUCUUAUCGAUGGUGUAAAUCAAUAGUAACAGGCCAGUUGUGACAUUUACCACUAUGUAUCCAUAAAUAUCCUGUGUUGUCACUGUUUUGGUGACAGAACAUUGAAAAAAUUCUCUAUAGGGAUCAACGUUAUAUUUAGUGACCAGUUUUUCUUUAUUUUACUGUAGAAGAAUUCAGCAAAGAUUUAUCUGUUUUACAUUUGAGUUUAAGGUAUUAUAGCCUGUGCGCAGUGUCUUUUGCUUUAACGCCACAAGGUGUUUAAGUUGGUCGCAAUUCUAAACGUUACGAAAUAUUUCCAGAAUUUCUUUUUGAUAACCGAGUUAAGUACAAUAUUCAGAUGUGGUGUAUUCUCGUCUACUUAAUGAUUUUCACUAGAGAUUCAGUUUUAUUCUGGUUUCUUGGAGAUACAAAAUCUUGCACUAAUAGUAUCAACGUGCUGUCUUUGGUCGAGUUAGCAUUGUGUUUUUUCCGAAACGCACUUUUGUAAAUUCAUCUAGCACCAAUGAAAGAGGAAUCAAGCAAUUUCCGAGAAAGAGUUCUCAAUUUAUUCAAAUCAUCAAAAGGGGCUCUCACCCAAAAGCAUUUUGAAAAGGAAUUUUCAGAUGUUUCCCUCACUACCAUACUACCCAUCUUGAAUGCUUUGCAAAAGGAGGGCAUGCUGGAUGUUCUAGUCAAUGCAGAUCGAACCUUAUCAUGGCAACUUAGGGAUCAAAUGUCAGCUGAGAAAUUGAAAAGUCUCUCAGAUUUGGAAGAGCGUUUGGUUUAUAAUUCCAUACGUAAUGCUGGUGAAGAUGCUGCGUCAGUAAAACUAAUUAGUUCGGAAACUAAGUUACCCCAGAACCGUAUUCCCAGAAUACUGAAGUCAUUGAUUUCUAAGAAAAUGAUCAAAGAGUUGCCAAUGGCUGUUGGUCACAAACAGAAAGUGUAUCUGCUUAUGGAGUUAGAACCUAGUGAAAAGUUAGCAGCAAACACACUGUUCGCUGGAGAAUCUGGUGUAGACGCCGAGUUCAUUUCUAUUUUGAGAACAGCAUGUUUAAAGUAUCUUCAAGAUAAGGCUAUUUCUUCUUCUCAUAUUGCUGACCCGCUGGAGCGUAGACUCGCUUCAUAUGUAUCAUGCGAAGAAAUUCAUCGAUUUAUAACUAACACAAAGAUUUGCACAGUGAGUUUCGAUUCGCAACAUCACUCAUAAUAUAAACUUUCAAAAUGACCUUACUUAAUGUAUGCAAACGAAUUCCACUUAGAUUUAUGGGGAGUUUCAGUUUAUACCUAAAUAGUUAGAUAUUUCACGCCAAUAUUUCGUCACUUAAUACCUUUAUGCCAAAGGACCAAUAUUUCCUCUUCUAUAAUCACUUUUACCGUCUGCUGUCAGAAUAUAAAACUAAUUUAUUGUGGUUUGUUGAGUUAACACAUAUAGUUGCUAUGAGUGUUCAUGAUGUUCAGUGCGUAUUGGAAGCUUUAAAGUUUGGUGGUGAAUUGGAGACACGUCUCAGUUCUGACAAUUCUGAUCAAAGUACUAGUUCGGGAAUACUUUAUCGACUUGCUACUCAAACUCCUUGUGCUGCCAAUUUGGCACAUAUUCCUUGUACCGUAUGCCUAUGCCGAAAGGAUUGUCGUCCUAAUGGACCGAUUAACCCUCAAUCGUGCCAACUUUUCCAAGCAUUUCUUGAGUUUUAAUAAGCAAAGGGAAUACCUAGCAACCGUAAUAAUUUUCUAUAACAUUGUACAUUUUCUUUAAGUUUUCUUAUUUGAGUCUUCUGUCUUGAGUCUUUCAUGUAUGCUGUCAUCAUUCUAAUUUUUUAACAUCAUUAUGCAUUUUUUAUGUCGUAUUUCUUAUCGUUUUAAAAAAUAAACAUUGUUGAGAAAUUCUGAAAAUGUAUUUAAUUAUUUAUUUAUCUUCAAAACGCAUCACUUACAGUCUAUUUCAGGUAAUUUGUCUAACUACAUUGUAUGGGUCUUUGAAAUUGAAAAUGCGUUC
Molecule: messenger RNA, 2191 nt
Organism: Trichobilharzia regenti
Lineage: Eukaryota; Metazoa; Platyhelminthes; Trematoda; Strigeidida; Schistosomatidae
Source: the annotation of a GenBank genome assembly